This is a messenger RNA of Zeugodacus cucurbitae (melon fly), 18578 nucleotides long. It is a transcript of the gene btsz, whose product is annotated as serine-rich adhesin for platelets. The record is from RefSeq and is a predicted model, not a curated record. Gene Ontology annotation, biological process: exocytosis. Gene Ontology annotation, molecular function: neurexin family protein binding. The coding region runs from base 962 to 17179 and encodes 5405 amino acids. Lineage: Eukaryota; Metazoa; Arthropoda; Insecta; Diptera; Tephritidae. The transcript is spliced from 17 exons. Gene Ontology annotation, cellular component: plasma membrane; exocytic vesicle.
UAAACGGGGUUCAAAGCGAACGUAUCGGCCUUAACGUGGAGUUACGGUAUUAUUACCGAGGCGCGGGUGGUGUGUGUGUGUGUAUAGGAAGGGUGUGCGCUUAGGCCAUAAUAUAAAGGGCAUAUAAUAAAGAAGGAAGCCGAAGUGCAUAAGUAAAAAAACAAAAAAAAAAAAAAUUAAAUUAAAUUAAAUAAAAAAUAAAAAUAGUAAGCAAUACAAAUUGAAGCGAAGUACAUGCAAAGUGCAAUUUCAUUGAGAGCAAGUAUCGAAUAAAAAUCUGAUAAAAAUCUGCUCAGUGCAACGCUUAUAUCACGCAAUACAAAUGCAAUUACAGUUAUGAGUUGUGCGCGUACAUAUUAGAAAUAAUUUAUGAAAACAUAAAGCCGCAAUAAUAUUUUACGAUUAUAAAAAAUAUGAUCAUAUAUCUAACGAAUAAAUAACGAAGUUAAUUUUAAAACAGUAGAUAGCGAAGCUACGACGACACAAUAGCAAUAAAAUAAACUACAAUACAAAGUAGAAGAGCGCUCAUAAAUUCUAGUGACUUGCGCAACGAAUAAAUAUUUAUAAACUUACUUAGCGAAAGCCGCAAAAAAAGUGGUGCAAAAAUCGCAGAGAAACAAACAAAUAAAACGUCAGCGAGAAAACAGCUAGUAGAGCAAGCGUUAAAUAGCACUUGUGAAUACAUGCAAAUUAGUAAAGGAAUCUCAUAAGACAGCGCUUAGAGAACGACUAAGCGACAAAGCUAAGUGAUAACGAGACGAAAAGCAAUAGAACGAGUGGAGUAUAUACACAUAUGUAACUACACACAUAUAGUUAGACCGAAGAAUAUAAAGGAGUCAAAACUAGUGUGCAAAGUGCUUUACGAUUUGCACGCAGUACCACUGAUUGAAAAUAUUCUCACUAUUGAUUUAGGCUUUUGCGUGCCGAAUUGUAUUCGCUGCGUCGGAAGGGCGCUCUGCGCAUGGGCGGUCCACUUGAUGCCACACAAAAGAACCAACUGCAAUAUACAUUACAACAAGAUAACCAACAACAACAACAGUACGAAAUGAACAAUCACAAUAUGGCGACAACAACAACAACAAUAAUAACAUCAACAAUCACCACAUUAACAACAACAACAGGCACAACAAAUACAACAACAACCACAAACAUUGGCAACCAUCAUCAUCCGCUGUUGCAUUGCGAAUCGAAUCGGCAUUGUGCGCGUUGCAACACCGAAUUGGGGCGCAUCACGAAUCGCGGUGCACCGUGUCGCGUCUGCAAGUUGCGCGUGUGCAAAGCGUGUCGUGAGUUCACAUCGCGCACCACCGAUUGGGUGUGUGUGGUGUGUCACAAGCAAAUGGAGUUGCAAGCCACCACAUCCACUGGUGGUGAGUGGAUUAAGGAUUAUACGCGUGGUUCGAGCGGUGCUGUCGAUCAUUUGCCGACGACGGAUGUGCUGCGACGCAGUAUACGACGCUCCUGGACGAUAUCAAAUCCCGAAGACGAUUCUAAUAAUCAAAACCCACAAAAUCCCGUCGGCGACAAUCUGUAUCCACAACAAAAGAACCUUAUUGAAGCACAAUCCGCUGGCAGUUACCCCUCACUCAUACGCCAACCCUCGCAACAAAGACCACACCCCGCCCCCUAUCAGAGUGGGAGUGCAAUCGGUAUCAGCGGCGUGGGCACCACACAACCACAUCCUACAACCGAUUAUCUGGUGAAUUCUCAACGUCGCGUACUACGCCAAUCGACGCUACCGAGUUCGCUGGCCAACAACGAUCCCAAUCUGAGUGGCAGCGGUGCCAAUUUGGCCAAUUAUAAUUACGUGAAUCUCACGGCACCCACAUCACCGCAUCAAAUGCAAAAGAGUCCGAUUUAUCCGAGCGCCUACAAUAGUGAUGAUGUCAUACACAUGAGCGCAACUGAAUGUGAUAAUUAUACACAACAAAUGCAACAACAACCGAUGAACAUUCAACCGCAACAGCAGCAGCAACAACAGCCGCCGAGUGUUAUUAAUCCCCAAACGCACCAUCGCCUACAGGUGCGCAGACAAUCAACCCUCCCGGCUAAUCCCUGCCAACCGCCCAUGUAUCUAUCAACAUCACCAAAUCGCCCAUACAGUCGCUCACCGGAGCGUUCACCGGGCGAGCAACGUUAUCCGCCAUUCAUGCGUCAAACCUCCUUUCCGUGCAACAUGUCGGAGCCACCUACGCAACAGCAGCAGCAAACACAUCUUAAUCUAGGCACCGCACAGCCUAAUCAACCUUACCCCAGAAAGCUGCUGCCCACUUCGCCCAACUAUCAAGGAUCUGUCAUCUAUCAACAACAGCCCACACAGCAGCAGUCACCGCAGCAGGCAUGCCAAUCAAGUUACGACCCACAAGCUAACCAAACGCAACCCACUGACGAAUGUGACUACGCACAAGUUGUGCCCAAACCACGCAUGUUGCGACAGGCUACAUUACCCAACCCCGAUCAGCAUGUCAAGCUGUUGCCCACCUCACCACCAAAGCGUCAAACUUCGCCACAAUAUCGUCGUUCGCCGGAGUUUAUGCGCCAACAGACCCUACCCAAUCCGGAGGCUUUUAGUGGAAACUCGCUCUCUGUGCCCCCCGGACAGUCACAAGCGAAAUUCAUACCGCUCUCACCGCGUCACAAACAAAACUUUCUCUUUCCCAAUGUGCAGAAUCCGCGGCAAUUUCUGUCGCAACAGCAUGUGCCCGCAGUUGGCGCUGGUAGUGGUGAAGUGAUCGCCACCACCAACACCGCCGGUGAGCAAUACUCGAGCAGUCAAAGCGUGAACAUACAGUCACGGGAUCAUGCCAAAAUGAUCAAGGUGCGCAGCCACAGCAACGAGGAAUACUCGAUAAGCAAGCCACACCACGCAGAGAACCGGCGCCUACUGCCAGAGAUACCCACAAAUCGCGCGGCCAGCCGUUCUCCCAGUCGCCUGGUGCGCCAAGAUUGUGUCAAAGACGAUCGCAGCAAUGCGACCGACUCGAGUGCCCGACAGUUCAAUCAAUUCCAGAAUCUCGCUGAAGAUGCGGAUAAUCGUCCCGAGUAUAUGGACUACUUUGGCGACAGCACCAGCAGCUUCUUGGAAGCCGAUGAGGUACAAUACGAGAAGAACUAUAAUGCGGGCUUCAGCAGCGAACCGCGUAUAAUCUACAAUGACGGCUCCGACGAUGGCAGCUACACACAAUACCAGCAUCCCAUAGUACAUAGCGCCGAGAAUGUGCGCACCCACGAUCAAAGCUACAGCUACUAUGGGCCAGAUGGCGGUUUGAGUGGCCAACCGCUGACUACCGGUCUGAGUGCCAGCGGUGGCGCAUUGCCACGCACACCACAAAUGCAAAUGCACAAUCGGCUGCGUCGGCGGCAAUCGCGUGAAUUGCAAAUGCAACAGGAGGAGCUGGCACAUUUGAAUCGACAAUCAGCGCCCGGUAUAGCUACGACAGAGCCCACUGCAAUGGUUGCUGCAAAUGGCCUUGCCAAAACUGCGAAUGGCGAGCCGCACGACACGCAUGAAAGACGUAAACCCGAACAGAUGCGCUCGGUAUCGGAAGACGGUGCCAAAACGAGUCCACAAAAACCAGUCACAAGACGCUCGUUGUCACAUCCCGAAAAGGAGACACAAGCAACUAAAAAGGUUGAACCCACGAAAAUACCAAGCCCCAAACCCUUGGCUGAUAUUUUAGAUAAGACACGAACUAAUACGAAAAUCCCAACACCACGACGUCGCAAUAGUCGUGGCACAAAUGGUGCUGAUGCCGAAGAUGGCAACAGCAAACCCUAUCCGAACGAAAGACGAAAUUCCGAUUUAUCCCUCAAGUCAGCAAUGGCGAAUAGAAAACACGAUGAAAAUGAACAAAAAACACAAUUUUCGCAUAUUAAAGAAAAUGGCAACAACAAAUCACCAGAACAACAACAAAAGGAUAUAAAUGAGAGUAGCAAAGCAAAGGACAAUAACAACAGCGAUCAAGCAAAAAGUGCUGAAGCAACACAAGCAGAGAAAUCAACAAAUGACACAACCGAGAGCAGUAAAGGUGCCAUAGUGGAGGGCAAAACGUCGCUACCCAAGCAACACACCACCACUUUGGGUGAACAGGAGAUCCAGAAUGCUGUUGAGGCGGCCGCUGUCAUCUUCAAGAAAGUCGUACUGCAACGUCGACAGGAGAAAAAGGCAGCUGAAGAGGAUAUCUACGACAUGGAAACUUCUUCAGAAUUGGAACUAAAGUCGAUCACUUUCAAUCACCAACACUACAAUAUGGAUGCCGAAGAAUUUAAGCUUGUCUUCAUUAAUUCCUCCGACUCAUCAUCUUCCGGCAAGGACGAGGAGUUCGAAGAUAGCAGCUCCACCACUUCAUCCACGCACAACUAUAGCAGCAUCACCAUAGACGAUUGCGAUUGGGAUUACUUUGAGCCGUCAAUGAUUUGCACCAGCGGCUCCAUAACCAAGCAAAUCAUCUACUCACCGUGCGCCUCGCCGUUGGUCACGCGCCGCAGCGCUGUAAUGCGUGACUUCAAGUCUAGCGAGAGCACUGCCUCGCCCACCGAAUCGCCGCUGCCAUACCGCAAACCACUUGUCUAUUGUCCGCGCAUACGGGAAAGUGACACCGGCACCGAUGAGGAGCUGCUCAUGCAAGGUGAAAGUUCUUCACAAACCAGCUCUGAUGGCUAUUUUGUGCGUGCACCAGCCAGCACUACGUCGAACGUCAGCAUGACUGGACGGCUGCAGCAUCAGCAGCCGCAGCAGCAGCAGCAACAUCAUCAGUUGAGCAUGAAGACACGCAUCAAAACGCGUUUUGUGGGCAAAGAAAGCAAACAUCACCAUCAUCAUCAUCACUAUCGACAUCAUCAUCAUGCCGCCGCCAAGCAAAUAUCGGAGAGCGCAGCCACACCGCCACUGGGUGUCUGCAGUUGUGGUGGCGUUACCCAAACGCCGCUCCCCGCACCGCCACAACCGCAACCACAAUAUGUGCCCAUACCAGUGCCGGUGCCGAUACCAGUGCCCAUGGCCGCCUUUCACAGCUGGCACCCCAACGAACUCUUGUUGAAGGGCGCCGCUAAUACACAUGCCGCCAGCCACUCAGAUAUACUAAAUAUUAUGGACAAAGAUGAGCAAUUGCGCGCAUCUUUGCAGAAGCUCUGGUGCACUGCCGGGCCCGGUUUGGCUCAACACACGGACGAGGCAGCCACAAAUCUACAAGCAGCCGCCACCGCCGCAGUAGUCGCGGCCUAUUCGAAUGCGGCAAACUAUCAACAGCUGAGCGCCGGCAAAUCCGCUGAACUAACUGUUGAUGAAGCUGGUGGUGGCGUACCCGUGUUGGGUAUGCAGUCGAGGCUGGCGCGCGCCGGUUUCAAGUCAUCCACACCAGAAUUGAGCGCCUCCAUGUACUCACAGUGCUCGUCAUCCGGAUAUGGCACCACAGCCACAGCCGGUAGUUUGGAGACGUUGACCAGCAGUGGUUUGGGUGAAUUCGGCAGUUUGAGCCGGUUUGCGGCAAACAGCCUGCAGCAGCAACAGCAAACAAUCUACCAACAACAACAACAAUAUCAGUCAAAUAAUAACAGCAACAACUCUGGCAUACAAACCACCAACACACAACAACAGUCCGCGGCAGCUGCCAGUAAUGAAACAACCAACAAAACACUACUAACUUGUACCAACACAAACAACGGCAACAAAUACACCAGUAUCGAAGCUAAAUACGGCGAACAGUUGGCGUUUGGUUUGCGCGAACCACCAAUAUUAGUAGCAACAAAACCGUCGACGCGUUCGAGUCGUGUAUUCAAUGAGACGGAUCAGCACGUUUUUGCUGUGGUGAACGCGUGUGAAACACAUGAAAAUGAAACGCCCACAUUUGUAGAUGGCCACAAGAGCACCACACAAACAAUAAUACCUACAGCAUCAACACAGUUUAGUGAUUAUAAAAAAGUACGUAGUCGUGCGCGCAGUACCGAUAAGCAGCAACAACAACAACAAGCAAACAUUGAUAUCGAAAUUUCCGCGAAUGUUUCAGCUGAUAAGCUCGGUGACUUCGCGACAGCUAAGGGUUUAGAAGAGGAAAUCGCCACUGCUGAAUGGCAAUUAUUAGCAAAUAGUUGCACAUCAACCAAUAGCUCCGCUAGCCAACGCUUCCCAGAAUACAAUAGCAACAAACAACAACAAAAACAACAGCAACAACAACAACAGAGGUUAUCAUUAAAAACAGCUGAAAAGAGUGUGUGUGAGCCAAACGAGUUUGCGCAUUUGCAAGAAAAACUUGCAGGCGGACAGGUAGGCCGCGACGACGACGAAACAAACAGCGGCUAUGUUAAAACUUGUACUGCCAUACGCACGGCAAACAUAGUGAACCAACAGCAACAACAAUACAAUAAUACCAACAACAACAAUAAGAGCAAUAACAAAAACCAGAAAAAUAAAACUUAUAUUAAUAGUGACACAGACAAAGACUGGAGCAGUGCGAUUGCUGAAAAGACGAAUGAGGCGUCGUCAUCAUCAUCGUCGUCGUCGUUGUCGUCGUCACGGAGUGACCAGAAUAUAAAACAAACAAACAGCAGCGCGCUAGCCAAACAAGUCGUGAAAGCAACAACAACAUCAACCAUACCAAUUGCUUUGCAAAGAACAGCAAAAGGUGUAACAAGAAAAAGCAUAGACGUUGAAGUAAAUUCGGCAGCGACGGCGACGACGGCGCGACUAUCGGAUGCAGCAUCAGCGCGCAGCCAAAGUCAGAGCAGCGAUCGUCUGACAGUAGAACAAGCAGCGCCAGCAGCAGCGCAUUGCUAUGACGACGCGCCAAGCAGUGACGAUGGUGGUGAGCAAAGCUUAAGCACAAGUCCGGCGCAAUGUUGUAGUCACACGAUUAAAGUGGUAGAAAAAACGACAGCAGGCAAACAACAAAAUCAAUAUAAGCUAAAGGUAGCAGCCAACAACAAUUGCACAGCGGCAAGAACUCGUUUGGCGAACAGUGUGGACGCCAGCACUUAUAGUAAUUCAACCACCACCAACACUACCAGCACUAGCACUACUUGGACUAACCACAACACCACUGGCAGUAGCAGCAAGAGUGCUGCGCAGGUAAACGCUGACGUCGGUGACGACGUUGAUACAGAGGAAAAGGUGGUUGUUUCGCGGAGCGGAAAUAGCAAUGUUGCUAAAGCGCACAGCGUCAGCGCGACAACUAAACACUACGUGCAUAACGCCAACAGCGCCGCAGAAGACGUGAAAGGAAUUGAGCAAGGCGCAGUUGGCAGCAGGCGUCAGCGUGUAGCUGAAACUAGUUAUCGUCUGAACAGUAAGGCGAGCACUUGUAAGACUGCAGUGAAGGCGACCAGAACUACCGCAGAACGAUCUGCACAACAGCUGGAGGAAAAUGUUGAAUUACUAUUGUUAAUACCACUGCAAGAGGAGAACAAACUUUUCGAGCAACAACAUUACAGAAAUACUACAACAAAACGCGGCAAACAAACGAAAUCCUACAGCGCCAUGAUUUCGAUUGGUAAAUUGAAGAGCGACGCCACAACGGCCGGCGGUUAUCUACAAAGUGAAAAUGUAUUCUCUUCUUCAGAUGCCGAAUCGGCCGAUAGCGGCGAUACAGAUACCGAUUUGAGUGACUGUAACGAUAAUGAAUAUAUGUCAAAGAAACGCGCGUCCACAGCCGCAGGAACUGCGUCCAGCGCGCGACGUUCUGUGCAGCGCAGUUAUGACAUCGCCAGUGUUGCGGGCAUCGAGGCGCUCAUUGUCAGCCACUUGGACGACGAUGAGGAUGGCGAGGCGGUGACUAGCGCGGCGGAUGAACCAUAUGCGCGUGUUAGACGCACACAUUCGCGCAGUUCCGCGACAUCCGCGAAGGAUCAAAACACCAAUACGAGCAGUGAGAACACCACAACCAACAGUUCGAGUUCAUCCGAGUCGAUCGACACAGAUGACACUGGCACUAUAGCCGACAGACGUCCCAAAAGCAAACAUUUCUCGAAAGUAUUCGUAGUAAAUCGUGUGCCGCGCGCGCAGCGACGACGUGGCGCUUCGACAUCUAGUGAAAAUGAUUCACAGUCGUCAGAUGCCAAUCUUGAAGACUCCUCCGACAAUGAUACAGACACAGAGCGUCCCGAUUGUGGCAUUGUCUUGAAUUCGAUGAAGGUCAUUAGUGAGGAGGAAGCGGGCGCCGCGGCAAGCGGCUGGCAAAUGGCGAAUGAAAGUGAGAGUGAUGACACAAGCACAAGCGACAAUGAACGGAAUGCACAUAAUGAUGCUGAGUAUCAAAGCGACAAUGAUGAUGACGAUGAUGAUGAUGUUGCCGAUGAUAAACGUAUGUGUAAUGUUGUGAAAAGUGAACGCGGACAUGUUGCUAGCAAAUAUGUGGCAACAUCGGCCGAUGAGAUUGCCAAUUGUAUUAUUGUCGUUGGCGGCGAAACCGAUAACGAAGCGAACGGUAAUGGCGGUGUGGUGUUGCAUGCGAUACGACUGUUGAACGAUGAGGAGGCGGAGCGGCAGGCGCUCGCGGAACGCGAACGCGAUUUUAAAAAGACCACAGCGGCGUCGGGCAGUAGUAAUAGAGCGCGCACUAUUGGUGGCACAGUUAAUAAGAAAGUGGCAAGUGAGACAGACAUGGCCAGCGCCAAUGGCAACAAAAGCAUAAGCAAAGCAAAUGAACGCAAGCAAAGCGUUGAAGAAAGCAACAUGCAAUGCAAAAAAUCAAAUGAACGUACAACGAAACAAUUAGAGCAAUUAAAAACAGCGCACGCCGCCGAUAUAAACACAACAUCAACAACAAUGCAAACAGAUUUUACAACAAUGGCAGCAAGAAAUCAAGUAGCAAUGAAAACAGAUAUAGACAACAAAACAGCUGUUGCAAUGCCAAAACAUGCCACAACAACAACAAAUACAGCAGACGCGCCAGCGAUUUCAUUUGAUUUCAGCGGAGCAACAACAAUAGCAGCAGCAAACAAAUGCACUGGCACUGGCGAAACGCUGAUGCGCGCCGUUGAUGACGGUGGCGUAAGCGCACCAACAACUGCACAAGAUUGGGAAAUAGACACACAAGAAGCUUGCGAUGAGUUGCAUAGCAUUUCAAAUGACGUUAAUCGCUUGUUGGCGCUGACAAAACAGAACUCAGAGCUCGAAUUGAAAUUGCAAAAGUUACGACGCGGCGUACAAGAAAUCAACAAAGACCAUCUGUCUUCGACCAGUAACGCUGAGGGCGCACUAACUGCUACUACAAUUACGCCGCAUAGCAUUUCAAAGUCUUCUUCCACCGCUACCACUACAACCAAUAUCACAGUGACGGUGACAUCUGAGCGCAGCUUAAGAGAUGGCGACAAUGGCGCGGUACAGAAUAAAAAACGCGCACAAAAAAGCGAUGACGCGCACACCAUUGUUGCUGGUUGCAUUGAUGACGCAAUUAAUAGGGACGCGCACAGUGUUGGCGACCGCGAGGUGCGCGACGCGCAACCACUGGCAGCUGCUGGUUUUGCGCGCGGCGACGAAACGCGAGCACAGCGCCAACAGCAUUACGAGUGCGAUAUGGUUGUGCAUGAAGCUAAAAAUAGUUUGCAAACAGGUUGUGCUACAACAAGUACAGAAACAACUAGAACAACAGCAAACAACACAAAGCUUGCGACUACAACAAUGGGGGAAGCAAUAAUUGUUGGAAACAACGAACUGGCAGCGCAUGAAAACUGCUCGAGUGUAGACGGCGCGGCUGUGGUGGACGAGAGGAAGCGUUUGUUAGAAGCAGCGCGCGUAGGCAAGGCAGUAGAGGGAAACCACGAAUGCAGCGAUAGCGCGGCACAAAACACUGCAACAGAACACGCCAAAGUGGUGGAAGAAAAUACAGAAAUAAAUCAAGAAAAUGAAAAAGUACUUGAGCAACAACGAGCUACAUUACAACAAAAGGCUCUGCAGGCGAAUCAACUCGUUGAAUGUGAGCCGUACCGCUUGACUGACGCUCAGGUUGUUGGAACAGGUAAAGAGCGCCAUACUUCCGAGAAGCGCGCAAGUGAUUCUAUUGAAAAAGAAACACUGAAUGUGACUGAAAUAGAAGAAGAGGAACAAAAACAACAACAGAGCGCUUUGAAUACUACAGUGACGAAAGGCGAUAAUCGCAUUGUUGUUUGUGAUGAAAACAAAGAAACCGAGGAUAAUAGCACGCAAACGGCAAACUUAAAAGAACAGCAAAACAAGAAAACUACAACAACAACGACAACAACAGCGCAACUACAAAAGGUAGCACUUGAAAGAGAUAAUAUAAUUAAAGAAGCGCAUGUAAAUGAGCCAGAGACGUCAAACAAAAGGCCAACAACACUAAGCGCGAAUGAGCCGCAAAAACAGAAGACAACAGGUACAAGUACAGGUACGAGCCGAACAGCUGAGCAGUGCGCUAAUGUGAAAUACAACUAUAAAGAAAACGUAGUAAAAGAUAGAGGUGAAGAAAAACCAGCAGCACCAGUGGAAGAAGAAGAAAGCGAAGCAGACUACUUACAAGCGCUUCAACGACCAGCAUGGCUGGGACGAUUCAGCGAAGCGUGCAAAACGACUAAUGAACUAGCGCCGCCGCAAUCGCUCUCCGGUUGUUUUAUGGACUCGCUGGAACCAACGAGUAUGCCAGCAACAGCAACAACAACAACAACAAACAAAACAAGUGCAGUUGCGGAAACUGACGAGCAAAAGCAUAAAACACCUGAGCAAAUUGUUUACCGAGCUACGCAUAUGUUGAGUGGCGGCGGCGUUGCGACAGCGCAGCUCACUGCAUCAGCGGCUUGGCAUCCAAUACUGGAAGCGAAAGAGCGCGCACAGGUAGCUGAAGAGUUGAAAUUGCAAAUCAUUGAAACGCCACAAGAGCGACAGCGCCUACCUGAGAGCGGGGUGAGUGACGCGCUAGCCGAAGACAAGAUAGCAACAUCAAAAGCAAUAAUUCACAAUGCUGAAGAGCACGACGAAUGUGGAAACGUCACUAAAGUCAACAACAACAACAAGAAGAGCAAAAGCAAUACCGUCAAUGAAGUGGCUAACAUCGUGUCGACGCGUUCGGGCCGAACUAACGCAAACACAGCGACAGCGACAGCGGUUGUGGAAGCCGUACGCGCAGCGUCCGCUGGUGAUUUGGCCAACUCGUUGUGUUUAGUUGAAAAUGAAAUGUUAAACGCGAAAGACCACAACGACGACGGUGACGGUGUUGAUGGUGAUAGUGUGUUUGAUGAUAGUAACGGUGUUGUUUUGUUAGAUUCUACACAAAGUGGCAGUGCAAUUUUACAUAUUCGUAGCCAACAAAGUGCACAGGCACACAGCGCAGAAAACGAACGUAAUCAAGGUGAAGAUAAAUCGCUCGAAGCGGCGAUAGUGCAAAAUAUAUCAAAUAAUAAUAGCAACCAACAACAACAACAAAUCGGUGGUAAUAUUGUGAACGCGUGUGUUUUAAGUGUGGAAAAGCGCAACGCGGCGCAAAGUGCAAACGACGAAGACAACGAAACACAACAAAACAGGCUAGGCAAAAUUGAAAAUAGUAGCAGCAACAACAACAACCAAGAUAAAAGUGUUACAAAAGUCAAUCAUAAAAUUAACGCCAAAGUGGUGGUAGUGAAAAACCAAAUAAUAGAAAACGCUAACGAAAAAGGCUACGAGCGCGAACGCGAACGUGUACGUGAACGCGGCUACGACGAGCGCGCGGGUCAAGCAGAAAGUAUAUACGACGGUGAUUACGAGCGCGUAAACGCUACAAAAGCACAACAACAACAACAGCAAGCGCCCAUAAUAACGUCAUCAAGUGCUCGAGUGGAAUACGCUGAAGGCGAUAUUGGUGCGCUGGAUUCAACAACAGGCGCAGCGGUGGCGCACACCACAUACGCACCCUAUUUGAGUGUCAACAACGAAACCUUUAGUGGUGGCAGACAAUUCGAUAGUAUUUUUGGUGACGCGGCCGCACCCACCACGCGCACGAAAUUCAACGCCUCGAAUUCACCCACUGUCGGCAGUCCCUCCACUUCGCUUUCGGCCAAAUAUCGCAGUUUAAUCAUGAUUACAAAAGACAACGAACAAAUUGGUAGCGGCAAUGAACUGCUGACCAACAGCAAUGCCAGCGUUGCAUUUGUGGACAAAGCGCAUACCACAACAACAAUAACCACAAUAGAAUCAGCCUCUACACGUGUAAAACAAGCCAUACAAACACACGAGAAUCGACUCGCUGGUGGUGGCAGUGCUGGUGUGGAUGGCGCUGAUUGUGUUGGUAGCAGCGCAAAUGGUGGUAGUAUUAUACGUUUGAGUGGUUAUGAAGCGAACGCGCCGCACAGCAAUAGCAGUCAUGCAAAUCACGUUAGUAAUUCCCCCGCAGUUUCUACACAGCCAAGAACAAGUUUUAGCGAAAUGCGCAGCAUAGCCGCAAGAAACGCUAAUAACAACAAUAGCGUAGAUGGCCAUGAUGACUCACAGAAAGCGCCUUCCGCCGCCUCCCUGCUGUAUGUAUCGUCAGCUGUUCGUAAUACGAUUAGCAACAACAACAACGAUAAUAGCAGCAGGGUGACGUUGUCUUACGACACGAGCGCCAGCGAACGGUCACAUUUUCCCGUGAAUACAGUGGAUUUGUUACGCGAUCAGAAGAUUAUCUACGGUGAUUCGGAAGAGGAAGAUUUCGACAAUCUUUCAAAUGGCCGUGGCAGUGGUCGCAGCAGUAGAGCGGAAGGCGCGGAAGAUGAUGCGGAUUUUCUAGAUAAUGAGCAUAACUCUAAGACGAAAGGCGGUUGCUUGGAAGAUGGUCUGGCGGACGAUGACUCUUGGGUAGAGGAGAUCAGUCAUCGUGGUGAUGAAGAUUUCGGCGAUGACACGACACCAACUGCAUCUGAUUCGGAGGAUUUAAGCAUGGACGGUGAUGACACCGUGGCGGCGAAUGGCAUGUUUAUCGAUCGUGAAGAGGAAUUGCGUGGCUAUCAUCGUUCCACUAUUGAUUUCACUUUGCAUACGAUAGUUGAGGAGAGUUGUGAAGAAAGUGAGGUCGCUUCAUUGCGUGGCGUCGAAGAUUGUGGUGAGGAGUUGGAUGAAUUAGAAAGACGUCGUCAACGCACGAUCAAUCAUCAUAAUCGCUUGUCGGCAUCCGAUUUGGAAAAGUAUUUCUUCUUCGAUCUGGGUGAUGGCAAAGUGAUGAGUUCGAUUGAUACGCGUGGCGACGAUACAGCAUCUGAGGUGAGCAGUGAGUGUUCGGAAGGCCUGGAUUCGCUUGGCGUACCGGAAGAGAAUGCGAACGAUAGCAAUAGUGCCGCAGAGCUCGCAUCAUCGCGUUUAGAAAAAUACUUUCUUUCCGGUUUUAUGGGUUUUAGCGCAAGCGAGAAAAAUGAGUCGGAUGAGAGUGGUAGCGUGGGUAGUGAUAGUGAGGGACAUCCGAGUCCCAGCCAGCGACGUAAACGUUUGGUACGUGCACGUGGCACACCACGCUCACAUAAUUCCUCUUUGGACAAUCUGCUGGUCGAUUCGCAAUCCUUGCCUACCGAUUCACUUGAGCCGAGUCUUAUGCCGUCCACUGCCAGUGAUCUGUUAGACUCUUCCGAAUCGGAAGCUUGUGAUGAAACGGUGUUGCAUGUGAGCAGCGGUGGUGAAAAGGCAUUCGAGAGCAAUUCUUCGGAUACUAUAAAACGUAAGAAACAAGUGCGUAAGCGUCAUGACUCUUUGGAUGAGAAGAAGUUGCAUGACUCUGCUGAGGAUGCUAGUAAAUUGGGUGUGACGAACGCAGAAUGUCGCACACCCACACCCGGCUCAAUUAGCAGCUCGCAAGCGAAGAAACAACAACACCAUAGUCGUGAUAGCGGUUUUGUGGGCAGCAACGACGAUUUGCUCAAAUCUCCAGACUCCGAAUUGCCAACGACUAGUGCGGCAGUACGCACCAAAUCGCCCACAGCGCUUGAGCAAAUUGAAGAAGUCAAGGAAUCACCACUAAACACAAGCAGUACAACUAUUAUUCUACCGGAGGUGCGUAUUACCACACCGAAUGAUUCAACAACAACGCUGCAGCCAGAUGGACUCUCGCUCAAGCCACCACUGCCACCCACAGCCAAUGCAAGUUUGGUACGAAAGGAUAGUUUCAACAACUGGAGCUCGGAUGAAGAAACCAACUUGAUGAUGUCGAAGAUGCGUCAAUUUUUCAAAACACUUGUGGUUGCCACUGCCAAUGCGCAACAGAAUUAUGGUUCUGCGAAUAACUCAAAGGGUACAACACCCAAUCAAACCACACCGAUUUCGGUACGACGUAUGAAGACAAGACCGCAACUGGCUUACUUCGAGAAUGAGCUCACGCGUCUGAUGAAAACUGUGCCGGGCAUAAAUGACGAACAGGUGCGUGAAAUCGUCGAGUACUUGAGCAGUGAGGACACAUGGUCCGACUCAUGUGAUUCCUCAGAUUAUACUAGUUCCGAUCUCGAAGGCAGCAAUCGUCGCAAGGGUGAAUUAAAAGAGCAGAUAUCGGCAAGCUGUCAGCAAAUUAUAAACAAAUUUGAGAUAGAUGAGGAAGGCGAUCGUGGAGACGGCGGCCUGCUUGAAGUAGACACACAUGGACUGAAUCCGGACACUGCGCUGGUAUAUCAGAAGCUAGUGGCGUCAUUCUCGAAAAUAGCUGUGGGAAAUGCAAAUACUACAACUGUAGCACCAGCUACGGUUGAGCUGCCACCAGCCAACACAGAGGAUGUCGAAACAAAGCGUACUGUCGAAGAAGAUCAAAUUUCAACCGGAAGCACACAAAGCACAGAACGUUCUCCACAGCUAUUCGCCAAGGUAAUGCAACAUAUCGGCACACGGCUUGUCGCACUCAUGCACGAGGUAAACAGUGGCAAUGAUUCGCACGGCACCAAUUCACCAAUUGCGCCACAACGCAAUCACCACAAACGGCUGCAGGCCAAAAUAUCCAUUACCACCACGGAGGAUGAAGAAGAGAGCCCCUCGGAGAGUGGCGAACAAGCAAAAUCGACACGCAAUACACAUCUGACAACACAACAGCAACACCAUUUCGCUUAUCAACACCACCUACACCAACCGCAUCAUUUGUCACAUCAAACGAAAUCGAACAAAGCGCUACAGGACGAAGCGAACAAUCUCGCACGUAGCAAAUCACACGAUCUACUACUCGACUCAGCCUCGACAUCGGCAGCUUGUAGCAGUGUUAGCGGUAGCAGUACAAGUGCGACACGUCCACACCAUCAUCAGUCGAGCAGCGGUGUCAGUGACACCGCCGGCGAGGAGUGUGGCGUCGCCAGCGAUUAUGAACGUUUCUCGUGGCGCGGUAGUUUUGAGUCGGCAUUACUGGCUAAUGGCGAUUCCAGAACGAAACUCAGUCAACUCGAUCGUGACAACUCAUCGUCUGCGUCCGCUUUGGCCGUUGCAAAGCGUCGUUCGGCAGGUGAUCUGUUGUUCAACCACAAGAGUAUGAGUCGCGAGCAGCUAGAUCGUGUGCGCUCAUGCGGUAGUAUCGGUGGCGGUGAUGAGCGACAUCAAGAAUUGGAGGCAUCACCGGCCAAACCAUGGGUGACCUCCAUCGAUUGCAAAGAUGUGCGUCGCUCAAGUGUGCCGGAUGCCAUCUACGAAUCGGAUUCAUCGGAUGAGGAUACAUUUGGAGCGCGUUCAACAUUACCACGUAGCCUAACUGGUGUUACACAAGUGGCCAGCACCAACUCGCUGCCACGUCUACCCACUACAAGUAUGGGCGCAGCCGCGGCGUCAUGCGCAAGUCCAAGCGCUGCACAAACAACAAUCGCAACUUCGACGCCGCUCACCAAAUCGCAAGGUGCGCUCAAUUACAACUCAAGUGGUAGCGCGAAGAGCGCGCGUUAUCGUUCGCCAAGCCUGGCGAGUCGCGCCAGUGCAUCCUUGAGCGCCAAGAAGUCCAGCGCCAGCUUGGGUUUGCAGCAUUUCCUCUACUCGAAGCGUGAUGCGCGCAAGCGCUUGAAUAUGUCGGGCGAGGAGGCCAAAGCAGCCGCCGAGGAAUCCAACCAAUCGCCCGUUAUUGGCAAACGCAAUGAGUCCACAGCGAGUCCGAUCCAGUCACGUGGCAGCGGCACCAGCGAAACAUGGCCAGCGCAAUCGGAUGAGGAUAUCGAUCGUUUGGUGGCGAUGCAUCAAAAUCGCGAUAGCCUCAGCUCAUUGGGGCUUCGCUCGGAUUCCAUGGCCAGCGUUUACUCUGGCGCCGGCGAGGGACGCUAUGGCACUGUGGUGGUCAAAGGUCAAGUCGAAUUCGGCAUGCAAUACAACUACAAACUGGGCGCACUGGAGAUACAUGUGGUGCGCUGCAAAGAUCUCGCUGCUGUCGAUGUGAAGCGCAAUCGCAGCGAUCCCUAUGUCAAGGUCUAUCUACUGCCCGAUAAGUCGAAGGCUGGCAAACGUAAAACCAAAGUCAAGAAGCACACACUCAAUCCGAUCUUCGAUGAAAUAUUACGUUUCCACAUGCCCAUCUCCAGUCUGGAGUCGCGCACCUUGUGGCUCACCGUCUGGCAUUCGGAUAUGUUUGGACGCAAUGAUUUCCUUGGCGAGGUUAGCGUCAGUUUGCAGGGCAAAGUAUUCGACAAUCCACAAUCACAGUGGUAUCUGCUGCAGGAGCGGAGUGAACCCUUCGAUGAGAUAGCCACCUAUCGCGGUGAUAUAGUCGUCGGCCUGAAGUACAUACCACCAGAGAUGGUACGUCCGGGCUUCAUGCGUAGUUCCUCCACCAGCAGCGGUAGUUCACAACUGCGUAAAUUUGGUAGCAUCAAAUCGGUGGCAUCGCGCUCCGAUCGCUCCACAAAAGGCGGUCAACUGCAUGUGCUCGUGAAGGAAGCGAAACAUUUGAGUCCGAUUAAAGUGAACGGCACUUGUGAUGCCUUCUGUAAAAGUUAUUUACUGCCCGAUCGCACGCGUAGUUCCAAACAAAAGACGCCAGUUGUCAAACGCUCAUUACAUCCCAGUUGGAAUUAUACUUUCAUCUAUGAGGACGUAUCGCUGGACGAUUUGUCCGAACGUGCACUCGAGCUAACGGUGUGGGAUCACGAUCGUUUGGCGAGUAAUGAAUUCCUCGGCGGUGUACGCUUUUCACUGGGCACAGGCAAAAGCUAUGGACGCCCCGUGGAAUGGAUGGACGCAACUGGCAAAGAGCUCUCUUUGUGGCAAAAUAUGAUUGAUCGUCCGAACUUCUGGGUCGAAGGCAGUCUAAUAUUAAGAUCGACACUAGACGGUAUACGUGCAAUACCGUAAAUGUAUUACUGCUGCACGGCAUGAGUAAACCCAAGUAAACACAUUUUUGUACCAGUACAAUUUGUAGCUGUGCGUUUAGAACAAAAAAUAUCAAAACACUAAAACAGUGUUGGAAAGAAAAAAAAAAAGAAAAAGAUUGAAAAAUCUUAGGACAAAAGUGAAAAGUAAAAAAUGCAACUCAAAGUUAUGCAAGACACAUACCUAUACAUAUAUACAUUCAUAUAUUGCGUACAUAGUGGAGAUACAUAUAUAUAUAUAUAUAUUGUAGUAUAUUAAAUAUAUAUGUAGGCAAUAUAACUGUAAGAAAUAUUUGUAGUUAAUAAUGAAUUUGUUUAACUAAGUUCUACAUUAAACGUUUGCAACUGAAAAGCAUUAUAGCAUUUAGAAAACUAUACACUGAAAUGAAAUGUAGAAAUUGAGAAAUUGUGUUUGAGUUUUGAAAAAAUCAAAAAAACAAAAACAAAACAAGCAAGAAAGACAAUUAAACUAUGCAUAGAUGCACACAUACAAAGAAAUGUAAAAAUUUAGUAUUAAAAAAUGAAAAAUUAAAUGAAUUUUAUAAUAAAAUAUAAACGAAAUUUAAUUGAAUUAAACCAAGUUCAACCAAAAUUGCCAAAAAACUAAAAAAAAAGAAUGGAAAAUUGAAUUUGAUAAUGAAUAUAGCAAUUGAAAUGAAAUGAGCGGCUUUUGGGAACGAUUUUGAAUACUCGAAUAUGUUGAAUGAGCAAAUAAUUUGAAUUUUAAACAAUUAACAUUAAGGAAUUAAGAAUGUUGGAAGUGCAAAAGUGAUGUAACUGUGAAAAUAGAAUUUGUAUAAAAAAUCUGCUUAAAACAAUUGUGACAAUUUGCAAAUAAACUGACGAAAGUUAAAUCAGAAAAGUAUAUUAAAGCAUUAUUAGUUAAGCCAAAAGCUAAGCUUAGAACAAAUUAUGUUUGCGAAAAUUACAAUUUAAGCAUGCUUAUGUAAAAAAAAAACAGACAAAAGUUCACACGACAUACAGUGAAGAUGGAAAUUUACCAGUUUUUACAAAAUUUGACAAAAAAAGAUGAAAUAUUUAAACAAAUUAAAUUUUCUAUAUUUUCAAAAGCAAAUUUAUGAUGCCAUUGGCCAUUGCAGAUUUAUAGAAAUUCGAAAAGUUUAUAUUAUAUAUAUGUACAUAUAUAUAUAUAUAUACAUAAAUACAUAUGUAUGUCUACAUAGGUAAUACAGCAUAUCAAAUCAAAUAAAAUUUAAUUAAAUUCACAUAAGUUUUCGAAAAAUAUUGAAAAAAAUUUCAAAAAUUACAUACAUAUAUACCAGUAUAUACGCAUUAAACGCAAAAUCACAUAAAUUAUUGGCAGCACUCAACUGCUGUUAGCGCCAAAAAUGCGCGAAAAAAGAAGUUUACAUAACCUUAAA